CAUCGCACUACGCCCUUCAGUUCCGCCCAAAACGGAAAUGACGCCGGCUCAGAAAAUGGCGUCCGCAAAGCCUGGACUGCUCUGGCUUUUUACCCGUUUAAUUUAGAUCCGUAUGUGGGGGGUAUCUUCGUCUGGCCAGGGGACGACAACAAUAAUAUGGCAGUGCACCGCUGCAAACCGCUUUCUUGAUUCUGGAAUCGAACCCGCAACUUCAUGUCCGAAGGAGCCAGAGCUGCCUGGUCGAAGAGGGGUUGUGGGGAUUCGCACCGCCGAGAGCCAGGGAAACACAAACACAGGAAAUGCGAGCAGCCCCUUAGCACUCAGCUGUCAAAGCCUGUGAUUGUUCGCCCGGGCUCUAAAAGGUGUGUUAUGUCGGGGGCGGAUGUGGAGGUGUACCUGUCACAGGUACACGAUGGGAGUGUGUCGUCGGGCUUCCGGGCGCUGUAUGAGGAGCGUCUGCUGCUGGAUGUCACACUGUUGAUAGAGGAGCACCACUUCCAGGCCCACAAGGCACUUCUGGCCACCCAGAGCGACUACUUCCGGGUAAUGUUCACAGCCGACAUGAGGGAGAGGGACCAGGAUAAGAUACACAUGAAGGGACUGACAGCUGCUGGGUUCGGCCACAUUCUCAGAUUCAUGUACUAUGGCUCACUGGAGCUCAGCAUGCCCACUGUCCAGGAGAUCCUGCAGGCAGCCAUGUACGUCCAGCUGACUGAGGCAGUGGAGUUCUGCUGCUCAUUCUUGCUUGCCAAGAUCUGCCUGGAAAACUGUGCUGAGGUCAUGCGCCUCCUGGAGGACUUCAGCGUGGGUGUGGAGGGCGUCCAGGAGCAGCUUGACAACUUCCUGCUCGACAACUUUGUUCCCCUCAUGAGCCGAUCUGACUUUCUGUCCUACCUCAGCCUCGAGAGACUGCAGGCCUACCUGAACAGUGAUGCUCUGAGUCGUUUCCCAGAAAUUGAGCUGUAUGAAGCUGUUCAGGCAUGGUUACGACACGACCGGCGGCGCUGGAGGCACACGGACACCAUUGUACAGUCAAUCCGCUUUUGUCUCAUGACUCCCGCCAACAUCUUCGAGAAAGUGAAGACAUCCGAGUUCUACCGUUACUCCAGACAGCUGAGGCAGGAGGUCGACCAGGCACUCAGCUACUUCCAUGAUGUCAACCAGCAGCCUUUGGUGGAGACCCGCUCCAAUCGUAUCCGCUCGGUCCGUCCACAGACCGCUGUCUUCAGGGGAAUGAUCGGCCACAGCAUGGUCAACAGCAAAAUCCUGCUGCUGCAGCGUCCAAAGGUGUGGUGGGAGCUGGAGGGCCCUCAGGUGCCGCUGCGACCUGACUGCUUGGCUAUUGUCAACAACUUUGCCUUCCUGUUGGGCGGAGAGGAGCUCGGGCCUGAUGGGGAAUUUCACGCUUCCUCCAAAGUCUACCGCUACGACCCUCGGCAGAACUCCUGGCUGCGCAUGGCGGACAUGUCUGUGCCCAGGUCAGAGUUUGCCGUGGGGGUCAUUGGAAAGUUUAUUUAUGCUGUGGCUGGUCGCACGCGAGAUGAGACCUUCUACUCCACAGAACGAUACGACAUCACAGAGGAUCGCUGGGAGUUCGUGGACCCGUAUCCUGUCAACAAGUAUGGUCACGAAGGAACGGUGCUUAAUGGUAAACUGUACAUCACAGGCGGCAUCACCUCCUCCUCCACCUCCAAACAGGUGUGUGUGUUUGACCCAGGACGUGAGGCAGGUGGUGGGGGCGGAGGAGGGAGCGCGGGCGGGUCGGACUCACACAGGACACGCAGCAGCCGUGGCCCACUGCUGCCCGGCACGCACACUAGCUGCUGGGAGAACAAAUCAAAAAUGAACUACGCGCGCUGCUUCCACAAGAUGAUCUCCCACAACGGGAAGUUGUACGUGUUUGGAGGCGUGUGUGUGAUCCUGAGAGCGUCCUUUGAGUCACAGGGCUGCCCAUCCACGGAGGUAUACGACCCAGAGACGGACGAGUGGACCAUCCUUGCUUCCAUGCCCAUUGGGCGCAGCGGCCAUGGUGUGGCUGUGUUGGACAGGCAGAUCAUGGUGCUGGGUGGACUCUGUUACAACGGCCACUACAGUGACUCCAUUCUCACUUUCGACCCAGACGAAAACAAGUGGAAGGAGGACGAAUAUCCCAGGAUGCCUUGCAAACUGGAUGGUCUGCAGGUGUGCAGUCUGCACUUCCCAGAAUAUGUGCUAGAGCACGUGAGACGCUGCAGCUGAGGUCUGUGGCCUCCUUUUAUAGAAACGGAAAUGCUCUGUUCCAGGACUUAAGUCUCUGAUUGGGAGACUCAACUGACAUGCAGGCUUUUAAAACUAGAGACCAGCACUUACUUAAAAGUGAGAAAAAGAGGGCUAGGAGCCAUAGCUCUUCUUAACGAAGACAAUGAAAGCGUGACGAGAUGUCACAUGAACAUUUUCAGAAUUAGCUUUCUCAGAAAAUUAAGGGAAAAAAAAAGAUUGUUGGGAGAAAAAAGGUUUCAUUCUGCUGGUUUAUGUUUGGGCUUUUUUCUGGUCUACUACUCACCAACUGUAUUUAGGCUGUCCAGUCAGGCUUGCUGCAGAAACGCACUGGAAGCGUUGAAUACUUGCUUUAACAGUAACAUCCCACCAAACAUCCACCAAACCUGUACCACAGAUUUCAGUUUAGUUAAAUUACUUAGCCUGCUGCCUCUGAUUCCAUAUUUAAUGACCUUUAAUCGAGUAGUUAGUAAAAACUAUUCCAAAAAUGUCCUAUAAGAUAUAUAAUGGCAAGAGGAAGCAUACAAUCAGUUAUAUAAACACUAUAUACUGUAGUGUGAUUAAUUUUCUAGCCUAAACACUGUAGACAAAGGACACCUUAAAAUAUACUAAAAUAUUAAGAUGCUGCUUCAAUCAGUGAAAUUCGCUUCCAGUGUGUUCCAGCUUCCAGUCCUAAUUUUGCACUUUGCUCCACCAUAACAUGCUCCUGUUUAUUUUCGUCCUCCUCAUCCUCCUGUCUCCCAUACGUUAAUUAGAGAACACUACACGGUACACCAAGGCUCCUUCUUCAUCCGCUCGUGAUGUGGAUGAUGAUGUUCAAGGCUAGCACGGCAAAGCUCUAGAGUAGCAAUUCUUUACUCACUCGCGUCGAUAGUCCCUGCACUUUAUUGGUUUCUUAUUGUGUAUAAACACACAGAUUUAGCAGCUACCCAGCAUCUCAAGUAUUACAGUGGUCUGUAAUGGUGGAGAUUUUUAUCAGUGUCUGAAAUCAACUCUCCAGCUGACUAGAACAAAACAAACAAAAAAAAUGCAGCAACUUCAGGCAUUUGGAAAAUGGACCUCAGGCAAGAACAUUUUCGUACAGUAAAGAAACCAGUACAGGUGUACUGUGGAAAACCCAAGUAUACAAGCAGUAAAAGGAAAAGGGGGUUCCAGAAGGGUAAUUAGGGUCAUUUUACCUACAAAAAAAAAAAAUUAAAUAAAAUGUUUUUUUUGUUUAACAUUCACAACUCCAUACAUCUAAUUAUGUCAUUUAAAGGCGACCUUGCACAGCCUGAAAGACGGACCUGUCUUUCCUGUUUUUGUUUUUUUUGUUUUUGUUUUUUUUUGGUCAGGAGUCAAGAGACCUGCUUGACUAGUCAGAUCAUUUGGGCUGGCUUCGUGUGGUGAUGGUCAUAAUCACUUGUGUCAUCUAAGAAAAACUAAAUCUGUUUUAAAUCUGGUUGGAGGACUGUCCAGUUGCAAGCAAGGAUUUUCGUUGAAACACAGCCCAUUAGCCAAAUCACCAAAUCCCAUCAGUACACAAAAAAUGUUAAGUUAGCUAGUGUCUGGAAAUGAGGUCCUAUGAUCUCUUCCCCAUCAUGAACAAAUUCAGCAACUACUUUAUUUACAAUGUGAAUAAUCUAAUUAAAAUGUUUAUGAAGAUAACUAAAACUUAGCCUUAACUAAGUUGAGAGCUUAUUAACUGUGGUGCUGAGUUAAAAUAUGAGUUUAUAGAAAAGUUGGAACACUGUUAACACCUACACUCACUUGCCCAAAACAUAAGGUACACUAGUGCAUACUAUCUAAUACAAAAGUCCUGCAAUUAACUCUGGGCUGCUCUUGAUAAAAGUUUGAAUAAAAGUGAUUCUGUUCUUAAUUCUUGCCCACUGACUACAAUGUCAAAAUAACAGGAACAUGCAUUUGGCUCUGUAGUGAGUUCCAGCUGAAAUCCCACAAUAAGUAAGAAUGGAAAACAUUUGUAUAAGGUUUUGUCAUUUCAAGCUAAUCAAAACAUGGUAAAGAAAAACACAUUUUUUUUUUUUUAUCUCUGCACACUCUCCUUGUUUGGAUCACAUUUAAAAACAUUUGACUUUCUAAACAACUAGGCUCGGGCUGGGUAUCAAUACUGAUUUUCUCAAUUAAAUUUUCUGAUUUAAUUCCAAUUCACAAGUCCUUGAUUUAUCGCAGCACAGUGGUGGUGGUGGUUAGCACUACCAGAUUGUUCCAGGUUUAAAUCAGGUGUGUGGAGUUUCUAUGUUCUCCUUGUGUCUGUGUGAGUGCUGCGACUUCCUCCCACCCUCCAAAGACAUGCUCAUCAGGUUCAUUGGCGAUUCUAAAUUGACUCUAGGUGUGAGUGUGAAUGGUCGUCUGUGUCUGAGGUUAGCCCUGUGAUAGGCUGGUGACCUGUCCAGGGUGAACCCCACCUCUCACCCAAUGACACCUGUGAUAGGCUCCAGCCCCGGGAUCCUCUAGAGGACAAGCAGUUAUAGAAGAUGACAAUAAGAAAUCCUCCUUCAUUUGAAGAAAUUUGAGUUUCAAAACAAUUUUACUGAAAGUGAUUUUCAUAAAGUAAUCUGUCAUAUGUUUUUGUUUUUGUCCUGCUCUCCGACGAAACAUAAUCAAAAUCAAGAUGAGCUUAGUUUUUAUAUUUUUUUUAUUAAAUAUAGGGUUUAAAAUACUUUGAAAUCACUGCAUUCUGAUUUUAUUUAGUAUUUAUACAGCAUGUCAACCAUUUGGAGACAUGGUUGUAUGUGAUUUAAAGGUAGAUUUGUUUUAUUUACACAGAAUUUACUACAAUUAUGUGGCUAAGCUCCUGUCAAAGGAAACGAACAGCAAAACACAGCUUUAAGCUCAGGCUAUCCAUAGCGUCACUUUCCUUUAGUCCUCUAAUUUGAGCUCUGAUUUUUCACCUGUUUUCAUGGAUUAAAAAAAAAGUCUGUGUCGGAAAUCCACCUGCUCUUAUGAUCCAGUAUGUAGUUACUAAGUUUCUGUGCCAAAAUCAAUAAAACUCUCAUUGAGCAGAAGAGGAAUUUUGCAUUUUCCUCUGAAAGAUAAUUAAACUCUCGGAAGGCUUGUAGAUGUUUGAUGGUGUGAGAGGUUCUACACAUUUCACAUUUAGACUUGAAACCACAACCAGUGAAACGCAGUGUAACCAAUCCUUGCAGCUGUGAAUCAGUCGUAGGACAAUUUCAUGCCAGUGUUUUAAUGAUUUUUUAUUUAUUUAUUUAUUUAUUCAUUCAUUUAUGUUUUUAUUCUUUUCUUUUUUGCCAAUAUGUUGGCUGCUCUUGUGUUUGGCAGUCAGCUGUGUUCAUUUCAGACAUUGAGAGGUCGUCAGAAUUUAUUCACAUCUCAGUAGUCUUCUCCGUGCUCUGGGUCCAGCUCCGUCUUUUUAUCAUGUUUAUUUUAUAAAAUUUUUUCAUGAGCCAACUGUGAAAAGGGCUAGAGCACAUACUAAUGCUGUUCUCUCUGUUAGCUGUGUAUUUAAGUUAUUUAUUUUUACUGAGGUGUUGCUCUUCACCAAGCUAUGCAGUAACAGCUGUCGGAUUAUUUAUUACAAUGAAAAUUUCUUUGUGGAAUGCGCUGUUUUCAGAUUGUUGCUCGUCUUGUCCUCGACCAGCUGUCCUCAUGAAUGGAUGCUGUUCUUCCAAUUUGCAGACCUGAAAUGAGUGCGUGAACUCAGAUAAAACUGUUGAAAAUUAUGCCUGCAGCUGCUUUACAUUUUACCGUAUGUGAAUUCUCUUUGAGCAUAUUUUAAAUUCAAGUGGAUCAGAUUUCACUGGAGUUAAAACCCUAGUUCAUACUUCCUUCAGCCAGCAGUGUUUCAGCUGUCCACUUCCAAAGUUCUCCACUCCUUAGCUGCAGCUUUACAGCCGUCUCUUUUUAGGGGAAAUCUUUCAACACCUUGUGUCAAUGGUAGAAAUCUUCUACCACAAACAUGACAAGUUUUAUAGACUUUAUAAUAGUUUGAAAGUCAACUUUUUUUUCUCAGUCAAUUAAUCGUGUAGUUAAUGCAAUGUCCAAGAAUAGCCCAAAGUUUGCAAAUUCAUCAUAAAGAGACAAACAACCAAAUGACUACAAAUCGAAACAACUACAGAGUUCAGAGUCAACAGAGUCUCUGUGUUUGAGAGUGACUUGAUAAUUAUUUUCUCAGUCAAUUGUGUAGUGAAAAUGUAAGAAAAUAGCCCCCGGUGAUGCAUUUAAAAGGUUUAAAUCUAAAGAGAACCACUAAACAAACACAUUUGAGAAACAGGAACCAGCAAAUAUUUGACAUUUGUGCUCAAACUACUUGACUUGUUUCAUUUGUAUAAGGUUUUGUCAUUUCUAGCUAAUCAAAACAUGUUAAACAGAAGCUGAAUUUACAGAAGAAAACGACAACAAUUAUGCAAAGGACUACAAUGUGCCGACAUGGUUUGACCGAACAUGAGAAGUUGUGUCAACUUGAUAAAUGUUUGGAAAUUAACUUAUUUUCUCAGUAGAUUAAUCAUGUAAUUAGUAAAAUGUAAGAAAAAAAAAGGAGCAAACUUUUGCAAUUUGAAAAGCAGGAACCAGCCAACCAGGAACCGGUUUUAUCAGAUUUCGACAAAUCAAGCUAAUCAAGUCCUUGUAAACAGAUGCUAAACAACAAUCAGUGACACUGAAUAAAAAGAAAAAAAUGAUUUUUCAGUAUCUAUUUCCCUGAAGUUCCAACACUUUUAUUAGUGAAAUCUGCCAAAUUUAGAAUAUUUCACAACACUUUUUUCUUUAAAUACCUCCACACAUGCAGGAAAACAUGUAUGCGUUCCUUACAUGUCCUGCAUGUUCACUGUAUUCUGCAGCUGAUAUCAUGAACAUGUGCCACUACAGUCUGCUCACUGCUCCCCUUCCUCCCUCCUCCACCUCCUCCUCCUCUUAUGUUGCCAUUUGAAGAAGAAACUUGUAACCAGUUAAGUACUACUACUGUUUUUGAGGCACACCCAGUCAUAGCGCAGCAUCCUUUAGUCCACCAGUCUGUCAGUAGGAUAACAGAAUAGAGGAUUAAAAAGAAAAACAUACCUUGCUACAGCGACUGUAUCUGAAAAAGAAAGUAAAAACAGAUAAACAUAUCUUAUAAUCUGAGUAGAGAAACUCUUUGGAAACGAUUUGUAACUUCUUUCCAGAAAUAAAUGUUCAUAUUGGUCAACUUUGAA
This is a messenger RNA of Mugil cephalus (flathead mullet), 7403 nucleotides long. RefSeq names its product kelch-like family member 15 (gene klhl15). The transcript has 9 exons. Lineage: Eukaryota; Metazoa; Chordata; Actinopteri; Mugiliformes; Mugilidae. Gene Ontology annotation, biological process: nuclear protein quality control by the ubiquitin-proteasome system; protein ubiquitination. Gene Ontology annotation, cellular component: nucleus; Cul3-RING ubiquitin ligase complex. Gene Ontology annotation, molecular function: protein binding. The record is from RefSeq and is a predicted model, not a curated record. Bases 214 to 2238 code for a protein of 674 amino acids.